Messenger RNA from Phytophthora sojae, 282 nucleotides. RefSeq lists its product as hypothetical. The annotation marks the transcript as partial. The record is from RefSeq and is a predicted model, not a curated record. Lineage: Eukaryota; Oomycota; Peronosporomycetes; Peronosporales; Peronosporaceae. The transcript has a single exon.
GUGAAGAAUGCACUCAAGGAAGGCAAGCCCGACGUUAUCUUGGCGGGAGCCGACGAGCUGCGAAUCUAUCCCGCCAUCAAGAACGGACGCUGGCUGGGAGCUAAUGACGAACUAGUGAAGCUACUGGAAAAUGGGGAAAGAACGCCUGAAGUCGAAGAAAUGCUGAAGGAAGAUCUGGAGCUGGAUGGCGUCGCCCCCAUUGGCGAGUGGCUCACGUCUUUAGGUAUGAUCGGGGAGCUAGCUCCAACUUGGGAUCAAAUCCACGCCUUGGUGGAUUUCCCA